GUGAGGUUACGUUCAUUCUUACGGUAAGUUUCACGCGAACAAAACAUCAUGCCAACGAAAAAGAAAGUCACCAAGAAGUCAAAGAAAUCUACAAAGGCUCAAGCUCCGGUUGCACCACCAGAUCCGCUCAAACCCGAGUAUAUCCCGCCGCCACCGAAGCCUGGAGAACAGCUCAUCAAAUUACUUACCUCACAGCCUGUAGAUGAGAGAGAAGUGUAUGGAUUAAAGGUUCCAAGUCGUAUUUUAGCUCAACUUACUCCUACUGAGAUUAGAGACCUAAGAUCUGUGUUUGAGUUGUUUGAUUCUGACAGUGAUGGAUUUGUAAACCCUCCAGAACUGAGACGAACAUUACGUGUUUUGGGAUUUAAAAUAUCAAGAGAAGAAGCAAGGAAAACUAUUUCCGUUAGUGCUGUCAAGCAGAGAGGGUGUGUUGAUUUCUUAGAAUUCCUGGACAUCAUACUGGACAAGCAGGGAGACUCCAGAGACACCUAUAAUGAAAUUAAACAGGGUUUCCAACUGUUUGAUUAUGAAAAUAGGGGUAAAAUAUCUGUUGAGAAUUUAAAACAGGCUUGUCAUGAAGCAGGCAUCAAGUUUACAAGUGAUGAGUUGGCAGAGAUGAUAGAAGAGGCAGACCUGAAUGGUGAUGGGGAAAUUGACAGGCAGGAGUUUACCAGGAUUAUGUUACAAACAAAUCUCUUCUGAUUUUUUCAAUUGAUUGAUUUAAUUUUGAAGAUGACAUCUCAUCUUACUUGCAAUCAAAAGUUUUCCUCUACUACUUAACUAGAAAGACUAGAACAUUUUGUCCUUCGUCUUUAUCAUGUAUUUAACCGAACCUUAGCUAUUUAUUUGUGAAGUGCUUAAGUUGAGAGAUGGGUCAGAUAUUCUAAUAAACAGUAAAUGAAUAUAAUACACCAGCAUGAUGAAGACACCUGUCAAACUACCAAAGUUUGUCCAUGCACUAGGACAAAUUCAUUUAUCAUGAUAAGUCAAGGGUCAGUGAGAAACAUUGGCCUUUUAAAACAAGUCAGUUCUCCGUCCUGUAAUAUGUCACUGACCUACAGUGGUGCAGAUUAAACAAUGAGUUGUUCACAAACAGUUCAUAGUAAUAGAAUGAUAACAGGCCAAAAAUUGCUGUGGUCACACCCAAUUUCUGUGGUGGAUUAAUGGGAAAGUUAUACAAAUAUUUAUUAAGCGUUUAGCAACAAAUAUUAUUACUUCUGUGAAGUGUGAAAGACUUAAAGUUUAUUGUAUGGAUAACAGAGAUAUUUACAUUUUUGUUAAUCUGUCAUUUUUGCUAGAUUGAAAUUUGAAUAAGAUCAAAACUAUUAUGGAGAUAUCAGUCAAUAUUUGUUGUAUAUAAAAUAUAUAAAAUGAGAGUUGAUUAUUAUGUAUAUGCCAGUAACCUUGGGAGAGGUCCUGAAUAUAUAUAUAUACAUCUAUGUGAACCUAUUAGUUGAUGAAUAUAUGUUUUAAAUCUGUGAGUUGAUGAAUAGCAUUGUCAACCUGUGACAGUUCAUGAAUACAUGUAUGUUGACCUGUGAGAGUUUAUGAAUACACAUAUAUCAACCUGUUAGUUUCUGAAUGCCAUUAUGUCAACCUGUGAGAAUUCAUGUCAGUCUCUAAGAGUUCAUGAAUACAAUUGUCAGCCGGUGAUGAUUAUAUUAUUGAAGUGGCCAUGUGCAAAUAUUUUUAAUAAAA
Molecule: messenger RNA, 1698 nt
Organism: Liolophura sinensis
Lineage: Eukaryota; Metazoa; Mollusca; Polyplacophora; Chitonida; Chitonidae
Exons: 5
Coding region: 49-702 (217 amino acids)
Cellular component (GO): myosin II complex
Molecular function (GO): calcium ion binding
Source: RefSeq, a predicted model, not a curated record